Messenger RNA from Ichthyophthirius multifiliis, 406 nucleotides. RefSeq lists its product as hypothetical. NCBI's taxonomy places the organism in Eukaryota, Ciliophora, Oligohymenophorea, Hymenostomatida. The transcript has 2 exons. The record is from RefSeq and is a predicted model, not a curated record.
AUGGCUCAUUAAGGAUUUAACUUAAACGGAGGUGCUCAUCCUUGUUUACCUUUUUAUGAAAGAAUGCUCGAUUGUAUUAGAGCAGAAAUUUUACCACUUAAAAUGUGUACAGAUGAAACAGAAGAUUAUGUUGAAUGUCAUUAGAGAAAAAAACAAGUUAUUUUAAAUUAUAAAUUAAGUCAAGAACUUAAUAAAAAUUUAAUUGUAGCCUUACCUAAAUAUGAUGAAGAAAAUGAUAGAUUUUUACCAUAAAGUGCAUUUAAUACAGAUGAAAUAUUCAAUAAAGGAAGAAGAUGAUAGUAAUGGAUUUUUUUAUUUAUUAUUAUUGAAAAUAAUAUAAAAUUUUUUAUAAAAAAAAGAAAAAUAUUGCAAGUUUUAAAUAUUUCAUUAUAAAAUCUUAUAUGAU